Messenger RNA from Argentina anserina (silverweed cinquefoil), 1346 nucleotides. RefSeq lists its product as uncharacterized. NCBI's taxonomy places the organism in Eukaryota, Viridiplantae, Streptophyta, Magnoliopsida, Rosales, Rosaceae. The record is from RefSeq and is a predicted model, not a curated record. The transcript is spliced from 3 exons. The coding region runs from base 218 to 1102 and encodes 294 amino acids.
GGCUUUCUUAUUUCAUCUGUUCGGAUCUUAGAGUGUUUCGUACUGUUCCCGGGAUUCUCCCUUGGAUUUUUUAGAAGCUUUUUGCAGAGAUAUCGUUGCAAGUUUUGAGAUCCAAGAAUCUCUAAGGCUCUCCGGAAAGCUUUUGGUUUCGGUGUUUUGAGUUGUUGAUCUCAAGGGUUUUGUAGCUCUUCAGAUUUACGAGAAUUUGAUAUUGUAGAUGGACAUUAGUUCUCUUUGUGGUAAGUCGGUGUUGGAAAAUGUAGGCUGCUCUCUGGGUUUGCAGUGCUCCGCGAACCAAACGCAACAUCCGAGCAGCUCUUUCUGCCGGGAUUUGGUUGCUGCUCUUGACGAGUCUUUGAAUCUCAGAGAAGUUGGGGAAAAGUCGUUGAAUGGCGGAGGUGUUGGAAAAGAGUCCUCUGCUGUUAAAGCUGAUGGAGAUGUGGGACGUGGUUGUAGUAGGGGUGAUGUUGGAGGUGUGGAGAAGGGUAACAUGUGCGCAAAUGGGGAAGGACGUGAGGGGAAAUGCAAGCCCAAGUGCCUGAACAAGUGUGCAACCUUUCCUAGUAGUCAGGUGCUGCCUCCUGAUGGUUCCUCAGAUAGGGAAGUGGAGGAACCUGAAACAGCUCUGCUGUGGCUAUUUGGGGAGGAACAUACUAUCCAAGGAUACUCACGCUCGGUGUCCUUGCCCUCUCCUUUGAAGCUUCUUUCUGCAAUGAAAGGCAGUAGAGAGAAAGAGGGUUUAUCUACUGAAAAGCUCACUGUUAAAUGGGCCCCUGAUGUAUAUGAUCCCCCAGUUACCUUGAUGUCGCACACUGUUAAUAGAAACAAACAGCAGAAGACUAGAAACAAGAAAAAUUGGAAGAGAGAUGGAAAGAAGGGGCAAAGGAGCAACAAUUCACGAGGAAAGGACAAGAAGCAAUAUCGCAAAGGUGGGGCAUCUGAGAGGAGUCACAGGUCCCUGGAUUCCCAUGAAAUGAUAACUGAAACUAACGAUGAAUAUGGUGACCUUGUUGGCAACCGAGAGCCACAUUCUUAUUGUGGGAGUUCCUUCUUGAAAGAUUCCCUUACCAACAUGCAUUAUCCAGUUGCGGAGGCCUUGUGAGCAAUAGAUUUUCUGGAGCAUCUCUCAUCUUCGUGCAUUGUACAUAAAUAAUUUAUCGAACAGGUUUUGUUGAUUGGUGAUCGAAAAACUUGUAACAAUCCACUACUCCAUGUGUGUCCAUGAAAUCUGACUCUGGUGCUCUCUUUCUUGAGUUUAUGUAUAUUGCUCGUGUUGUUGAACAGAUUUUUGUUGCCAUUUGGAUUGGUAUUUUUACUGAUGAUGAAAUGCAUAUAUUUUAUGUGAA